This is a messenger RNA of Sphaeramia orbicularis (orbiculate cardinalfish), 2352 nucleotides long. RefSeq names its product alpha tubulin acetyltransferase 1 (gene atat1). The coding region runs from base 342 to 1667 and encodes 441 amino acids. The transcript has 12 exons. The record is from RefSeq and is a predicted model, not a curated record. Gene Ontology annotation, molecular function: tubulin N-acetyltransferase activity. Gene Ontology annotation, biological process: alpha-tubulin acetylation. Lineage: Eukaryota; Metazoa; Chordata; Actinopteri; Kurtiformes; Apogonidae. Gene Ontology annotation, cellular component: microtubule.
UACGGUCCAUGUUGCCGGGAGUGACUCAACCACAGACACAAUGGAGCUGCAGUGACAAUGUAAAUAGCAGGUGCCUGUUUCUUGCAGCUCACACAGAGAUUUUUUUUGUGUCAGUAAUAGAUUCGCCACGGCAAUGUUAGACUGUUAUUUUCAUCGGGCUGCCGACAGCUAACUGCUUCUGUGCCAACGACCCAGCCUGUGGUGUUAGACAGCUCAUAGCACCGGUAGCUAACCGAUUUAGCUCAGCUAGCUUAGCACCUGCUGAAGCUCUGCUACUGGGAUUGGCUGCAUCUCCACUGGAGGUUACUGGAACUGCCAGGCUCAUCUGUAUAAGAGAUAUUAUGGAGUUCCCUUUUGACAUUAAUCAGCUGUUCUCCGAAAGGGUCUCCGUAUUGGACCACACUCUUGUUGCAGGUCGUAAAUCAGCAGGAAGGCCGGAUCUCCAAGCCCACAUAGCCACAGUUAUUGAUGAAUUAGGAAGAGCCUCGGCUAAGGCCCAACAGCUGACGGCACCUAUAACAAGUGCAUCCAAGCUGCAGUCCCAGAAGCAUCAGCUGUACCUGCUGAAGGAUGGAGAAAGUAACGGAGGACGUGGUGCAGUCAUGGGAUUUCUCAAGGUCGGCUACAAGAAGUUAUUUCUGCUGGACCAACAAGGUGCUCAUGUAGAGGCCGAGCCGCUGUGUGUUCUGGAUUUCUACAUAGCAGAGAACUUGCAGCGACACGGCUAUGGGCUCGAGCUGUUUGAUUUCAUGUUGCAGCACAAGAAUUUAGAACCAGUGUUGAUGGCGUAUGACAGACCCUCACCCAAAUUCCUGUCUUUUCUGGCCAAGCAUUACUGCCUGAAACAGAGUAUUCCUCAGGUUAAUAACUUUGUGGUAUUCGACGGCUUCUUCCUCAACCGAUCAGUGGGCCAGUUGAGAAAGGUUCCCCUAAAAAAGCCAGACGGAGAGAUCAAGCCCUACUCUCUAAUGGAGAGAGAAGUGGUGCGUCAGGAGCAGAGGACUCUUCCUUGGCCGUUUGCCCCUCCUCACUCCCCCCUGCGGUCGGUAUCCUCCCAGUACUCCCAGUCCCUCAGCGUGGGAUCCUCCCCCAGCAGGGCACCUCGAGCCGCCCUGGCAUCUGCCCCUGGGGGCUCCAGGGACCAGAGCCCACAGUCACCUCAUCUAGACCGCUGCAGAGCAAGACGCACCAGCCAACAGGGUCUUGUUGCCAGAUGCAGCCUGUACAGUCGCCACAUGGACAGCAGUGCUGUUGGACUGUUGGACAGACACCUGCCAGGUCUGAGAGCAGUGGGAGAUCAGUCAUACGCUCUGGGAUACACAGACACACACAGGUCGGCCAAUAUUCACACACCACAAUGCAGGUCCCAUCCACUCUCACUGCCUCCGCUGUCAGCAACAAAGAAUGAUGCAACCUGCAUUCAGACCUCCUUAGGCAAGAUGCAACUAGAUGAUACAGAUGACCAAGUCUGCAGCAGUGAGGAGGACAUUAACGUGGCAGACGGUUCACAGUGUUCAGAAAGAGGUGUGCUGGUCAACCAGAGGCAUAUGUUGAGAAAGGAGAGUGAUAGACGCACAGGUGACUGGUCCUGGACUGUCGGAGUGAACGGUUACACUGCUCAGUGGGUGAAGCAGAAGCAGGAAUAUAGGAGCACCCGCCCCUGGUGAUGGGGGUCUUUGUUGGCACAGGACAUUUGUCCCACCAGUCCAGUAUGUUCAUUCAUUCCAUCCAUUUAUUCAGAUCCAAAGAUAGAAGUUUAAGCAGUUAUUUACUGACAGUGAUGCAAUGGUGCUCUAGUUUCUGCUCAGUCAUCAGGUGAGAUGCCGUUAACACAUGCUGUUAACUCUUAACGAAGGUCAAAGAGGGGCAUUAAACUGUGAACCACUUCACCUAAAAGUGUUAGAGCAAACUGGUGUCAGGAGCUAGUUAUGGAACUGCGUCACACCAAAUGCCAUCGAACAUUCAGCCAACAUCAACAUUCCAGUGAACGGCCCAGGUCACUGUAGAAACACACUGGACAGCUGAGAUGUUUACUGUGGUUUCACAGUAGGUGUAAGGUUGAUGUGAAGGUGUUAACUGUUACACUGUUUUGCACUUCUGUGAAAACACCUCUUUAGCACUGGGAUCCAAGCUGUGGAAGUAGGUUAGAUGAACUAUUUUCCUUCCUUGAGUGAACUGUACCUGUGGUCAAGCUCUGACUUUACAUCUGUUCACACAGCAUCAGCUUUACACUGGCCCUUUACUUGGCUUUAUGGUCAAAUAUCCACAAAACUAAGGACAUUCCUGUUAGCUUUGGCCGUACUUUUUGUACCAAUUAUCAAAUGUCAGCUGGUAACAUGGCAAUCACUUUAG